ACUCUGCUGGCAUGUCAACCGAACCGGUCUUUUUAUCAUCACGAGGUUUUGAAAUAGACGCAAACGAGGCUCUUUUGGAAUAAAAGUUUCGGUGCUCAUUCACGCCCGGCAAUUAGCUGCGAAAUGCCGCCCGUCGCUUACAUAACGAGGAAGGAAACGCUCAGCGCCUGCCACAGACUGCACAGCUUAACGCUCAGCGACGAGGAAAAUAAGAGGAUUUUCAGCAAAUGCAACAACCCUAAUGGACACGGACACAAUUAUACGGUUGAGGUCACUCUGAAGGGACCUAUUGAUCCUGACAAUGGCAUGGUUGCGAACAUUUCCGACUUGAAGAAAUACAUGCAGGUGGCCAUAAUGGACACAAUGGAUCACAAGAACCUGGACAAGGAUGUUGCGUACUUUAAGGAUGUGGUCAGCACCACCGAGAAUGUGGCCGUCUUCAUCUGGAGCGGCAUCAAGACCCAGCUGCCCGAUCCGAGCAUGCUGUACGAAGUCAAGGUGUACGAAACGGACAAAAACAUUGUAAUUUACCGCGGAGAAUAGCUGAGCCGCUUAAAUUUCCUAUUUCCGCCAAAUUGUCUUUUUUCUCAUCAAAAAUUUUAUAUACGAAAGGGAACUUUUGCGGUUCGUCGAGCACAAGUCGAGGCGGAUAAAAAUAAAAAAGGAAGUAAAAAAAAAAAACUGUACGUUUCCACCUGAAAUUGCAUUUAAAGCUACUGAUAAUAUAUAAGAAACCGAGGGCGAUUCAAACUUAAACUGUGCUAUUUUUUACUUGUGAUUAAUCAGAAACAAAUUUACAUUAAAAUUUAAUUCAUAGCGUUUUAUACAUUUAUUAUAAAAUUACAAAUCCUCAGAUAACAAUUAGUUUCAACAAACUAAAUUGAAUCUAGCGAUUUGUACAUUUGAUUAAAAAAAUCCCACACUAUCAUUGUAGUGCCACUAUAAGAAGUUUAACAGAAGUUAAAAGUAAAGGAAAAGUUUUUCACUAUCUAGCUGCCUAGCUCGCUUUUGUAGGACUGCGGUUGCAAAGAAAAUCACAGCAAGAAUUAAAAAUAAUUAUACUGUACUUUUUUUCCUUCUUCGCUCUGGCUAACAAUUUGUAAUUACUGACAAUGAAUCAAAUUGUUACAUAAUAUCGAUGUUAUAUUUGCAUUGUUUUAUACUGUAUAUGUUGAAUCUCUUGAAUGCUCUCUUUAACAAAAAGAAAAAUCGACCAAAUAAAAAUAAAAUUGCAUUUUAUGAUUAUUUGCUCAAUUUUUCUGAAAAAUUUAUCGAAUAAAUUUUGAGUUUUCUCUACCGGGUGGAUUUGGGUUGAGGUCAAAUCUCUUUCAAGCCAAACAUCGAAACUUAAAGUGAGCUGGAUCAGUUUUCCCAUCACUAAGGAUCCCUUUAAAGGGCUUGUUUCGCAGCAGGUUGCAUAAUCUAAUAUUAAAGCUAUCCCGGGAAACACUAAAUUAACUUUACCUUUCCAAACACGCUUUGAAAGAAGGGAUCAACCCCAAAAUCACAAGUGUACAAGGAUUUCCAGGAAAUGAAAAUUUUUGUGUUAUUCAACGGGUUGCGUUGCACGCACAAAGGCUAUUAUAACCUUUUUGAUCAAUGACCCCUGUUCGCUUCCACUGAUAAAUUAGGUCAGAAUAAAUUGUUCGAAUCGCCCUCGACAUUCCUCCAAAUAUGUUGUAUAUUUUUUUUACGCCGACGGAAUAAAAUUUUCCACUCGAAAUGA
Neocloeon triangulifer is the source of this 1726-nucleotide messenger RNA. RefSeq names its product 6-pyruvoyl tetrahydrobiopterin synthase (gene purple). Gene Ontology annotation, biological process: tetrahydrobiopterin biosynthetic process. Gene Ontology annotation, molecular function: 6-pyruvoyltetrahydropterin synthase activity. The transcript has 4 exons. Gene Ontology annotation, cellular component: mitochondrion. Bases 124 to 543 code for a protein of 139 amino acids. The record is from RefSeq and is a predicted model, not a curated record. NCBI's taxonomy places the organism in Eukaryota, Metazoa, Arthropoda, Insecta, Ephemeroptera, Baetidae.